This is a messenger RNA of Linderina pennispora, 1980 nucleotides long. RefSeq lists its product as uncharacterized. Gene Ontology annotation, molecular function: amino acid transmembrane transporter activity. The transcript has 2 exons. The coding region runs from base 1 to 1980 and encodes 659 amino acids. The record is from RefSeq and is a predicted model, not a curated record. Gene Ontology annotation, biological process: amino acid transmembrane transport. Lineage: Eukaryota; Fungi; Kickxellomycota; Kickxellomycetes; Kickxellales; Kickxellaceae.
AUGGCCACCGAGAUCCUGGCAUCCAGCGCAUCCUCCGCCAAGGUGGGUCUGAGCCAGUCACCCGAUAGGCGGCGUCGGGCUGACCACCCGUCGGCAGUGACCCCCGAUGACGAAGCCGACAGUGGAUCCGUCAUGCCCGACAUGGUCCUGUCUGAGGAGGAGGCUGCUCGCAGGCUCAAGCGCCAUCUGGUUACCCGCCCGAUCAGCGAGCUGCGUGGCAACAGCGCAAGCAAUGAGGGCUCGGUCGCACGCAGCUACGGCAGCGUCGACACCAAUGACGAUGGCGGAUAUUCUGGCGACGACAACUACGAGGACGACGAUGGCCCUGACGACGAGGACGCAGAAAAUGUACCUGUCGAUCCGUUCACGCUAAAGUCUGGCGACAUAACCCACCACAUCUACAAGUGGCAGGAGGAGCAUGGCCAGACCCCCAGUCGUCGGCGCUCGUUCUCGGCAGUGGCAUCGGAUUCAGAGUGGGAUAUUCCAUAUACGCGCGACCAGAUCAGCGCCCCUGGUGGUUUCCGGCGCCAGUUUGUACAGGAGCGUGCGCUCCGCGAAGGUCGCCAGCCGGUCAACAUGCUGACUACCAAUUUCGUCGACUUCAUCGGGCUCUAUGGCCACUUUGCUGGCGGUGACUAUCCGAGUGAUGAAGAUGACGAUGUCGCAGACGAGGAUGAUUCCCUUGAGACUGAGGAGCAGGAUGCCGAAUCGCGUGCUACUGAGCGGUCCCCACUCAGGGGCAAGAAGGGUGCGAAGGCGUCGUCCCACGAUCUCAAGGCGACAGCAACACCACAAAAGGCGUUUUUCUUGCUGGUCAAGUCAUUCGUGGGCACCGGUGUGCUGGUCCUGCCGCGCGCUUUCUUUAACGGCGGGCUGAUCUUCUCCACCGUAUUGAUGUCGGGCAUUGCCUGGUAUGCUUUGCACUGUAUGGUUCUGCUUACCGAUGUCUACCUGAAGAUAGGCGGCAGUUACGGCGACUUGGCGCUGAAGCUGUACGGCAAGCCGCUCAAGUACUGCGUUCUGGUAUCGAUUGUUCUCGCCCAGCUAGGAUUUUGCUGCGCAUACGUGAUCUUUGUGUCAACCAACAUGCGCGAUCUGUGGAACUCGAUCACCAAUUGCCAGUACAACUACUCGCCCGAGUUCUGGAUCCUGGUCCAGCUCCUGGCGUACAUCCCUCUGGCCUUUGUGCGCAAGAUCAAAAAGUUUGCCUCGCUGUCCAUGCUCGGAAACCUGUUCAUCAUGGUUGGUCUUGCCUAUCUGUUCUACUACGACUUUUGGUCAAUCAUCACCAAGGGCCCAUCUGAGGUCACCCAGUUCAACCCCAGCCGCUUCCCCCUACUCGUUGGCACCGCUGCAUUCUCGUACGAGGGCAUCUCGCUAGUGAUCCCUAUUGUCGAGAGCAUGGAGAAGAAGGAAAAGUUCAACAUGGUUCUGACUGCUUCGCUGGUGAUCUGCGCCGGUCUGUUUGUAUGCAUCGGCGCAAUCUCCUACCUGGCAUUUGGCGACAAGGUUGAGACUGUGAUUCUGCUCAACCUGCCCAACGACUCGGCAUGGACUGUUGGUGUGCAGUUCUUGUACACGCUUGCCAUCAUCAUGUCUGUGCCCCUGCAGCUGUUCCCAGCCAUCCGUAUCAUCGAGUCCGGCAUGUUCACGCGCUCGGGCAAGGGCAACCCAGUUGUCAAGUGGCAGAAGAACCUGUUCCGUACCAUGAUGGUCGUGUUCAUCGCCAUGGUGGCCAUUUUCGGCGCCGACAAGCUGGACAACUUCAUCGCCCUGGUCGGCGCUGGUGCGUGCCUGCCGCUGUCGUUCCUGUACCCUGCCAUGCUGCACUACAAGGCUGUGGCCGAAACUCGCUGGGCCAAGACCAAGGACAUGGUCCUGAUCGUUAUUGCUCUGGUCUCCCUGGUCUACGUCACCUUCAUCAGCAUCCAGACAUGGGGGUCAGGUGCGCCGCCCCUGGACCGCUGCGCGAUUCCGUAG